AUGGUUAAUGCCGGUAUAGGACCAACAAAGUCAUACUUUUAUUUAGCAAGUGAGGUUGGUGUAGCUGAAAACAUUGGAUUUACCAAAAAAGGAUAUGAGAAAUUAUUUGCAAAGAAUAAAAGAUCAAAGUUAGAUUAUGAUUGCUUUGGUGAUGUUGUAUGUUUUGAUACUACUUUUCGUAUUAAUAAGUACAAUUUGAUAUGUGCUCCAUUUGUUGGAGUUAACCAUCAUUGGAAAAAUGUUUUAUUCGGUUGUGCAUUUUUAUUAGAUGAGACCACAGAAUCAUUUAUUUGGUUGUUCGAGUCAUUUAAGGAGUCCGAGGGAAAUGGACAACCGAAAAAUCCUUUCGCAGAUGAGGAAAAAGCAAUGUCAAAAGCAAUUGAAUUGAAGAAGGUCAACAAAGAGUGCACAAACUCCAAUGGGAUUUCAUGCCGAUGUGCUUUAAAGAUGUUCGAUUUGAAUAAUCUCACUUGCAUACCAACACAACUCAUAAUAAAAAGAUGGACUAAAGAGGCACAGAAAGGAAUUGCUGCGCGUAAUGACAAAAGUGACCUGUCAAUAAUGGCAAACGAUGAGAAAUUUUCCAAAUCAUUACACCUUAGUGAGUUUGAUGCACGAAGGAAAUAA
Molecule: messenger RNA, 627 nt
Organism: Olea europaea var. sylvestris
Lineage: Eukaryota; Viridiplantae; Streptophyta; Magnoliopsida; Lamiales; Oleaceae
Product: protein FAR1-RELATED SEQUENCE 3-like
Exons: 3
Coding region: 1-627 (208 amino acids)
Biological process (GO): regulation of DNA-templated transcription
Source: RefSeq, a predicted model, not a curated record